AUGCGCUUCUCAGUCCUCGCAACUGCGCUCUUCGCCGCCGGCGCCGCGCUCGCCCAGCGUUCCCCAAAGCCUUCAUUGGCCGGGGGAGUCUACACCAUCAACGGUGCAAACUACAAGAACAGAGCCUUCUUCGACUUCAGUACUCUGAAGAAGGGAGCUGCCAUUCCCAAGGGGUUGAUUGUCAGCGGCUACAAGGUUGCAAACACCCACAAGUACGAAGUCGCCAACUCGUUCAUCCAAGACGGUUAUCUCACCCUGCGAGUCCCCGGUAAUCAGGCAGCAAAGCCUUUCAAGAGUGCUGAGGUUGUCACGCAAGUGACAAACAUCAAAUACGCCUCGGUCAGGACUGUUGCUAUUCUUGCCGAUCCUCCCGGAGUCUGCAAUGGAAUGUUCUUCUACAAGAAUGACAACCAGGAGAGUGACAUCGAGUGGCUCUCUGACUCGUUGACCCAGAGCAACAACGGUCGAGGCAACACCCGCAAGAUCUGGUUCGCGAACCAGGAUGCGGACGGCGAUGGACAAAAGACUUGGACCGCAGUCGCAGCCCCGGCCAACCCCACUGCUACCGAGCACGAGUACCGUAUCGACUGGGUGGCCGCGGCCGGUGGAUCGCCAGCCAUGGUCAAGUUCUACCUCGACGGCCAGGAAUCGUGGCGAACGACCAAGGACGUUCCGACGGUUGCGGGACCCUGGGUUUUCAACAACUGGGCCAACGGUGACAAGGGAUGGAGCUGUGGGCCUCCUGGAAAGGAUGCCGACUUCAAGAUCAAGGAGAUCGACAUCUACUACAACACUGCCUGA
Messenger RNA from Colletotrichum karsti, 801 nucleotides. RefSeq lists its product as uncharacterized. The coding region runs from base 1 to 801 and encodes 266 amino acids. The transcript is spliced from 2 exons. Lineage: Eukaryota; Fungi; Ascomycota; Sordariomycetes; Glomerellales; Glomerellaceae. The record is from RefSeq and is a predicted model, not a curated record.